Molecule: messenger RNA, 2633 nt
Organism: Pocillopora meandrina
Lineage: Eukaryota; Metazoa; Cnidaria; Anthozoa; Scleractinia; Pocilloporidae
Source: the annotation of a GenBank genome assembly
AUGAAAUCAUCUUCAAGUAGUCAAUACAAAUUGGACGCAAUGGGUUCAGACAAAAUGUCCAUGUGUCGUGUUCUCGCCCAACCGACUCUUGAAUCACAGGCGUAUACAGUAUCAGCAGAGUUACUCAACCAAGCAGGUUGGCAGGGAAUAAACAGCGGCCAUCUUGGAUUGCUUUUUAACGCAAGGGAUGAGAACAACUUUGAUUUUGUCUACUUUAGGUGAGUUUUGUCCCCUAGCUUUAACGGGGCGCGAAUGCGCGAUGAUCAGAGUGAACGAUCUCUAGCUCGCGCGCGUGUUACUCGCGCGUGUUGGUCACAUGCGUGUUACUCGCGCACAUGUUGCUCAAACGCGUGUUGCUUUCUCGCUGAACGCCAUUUGUGCAGGGAAUUCUUCGGGAGACCAUUUCAAGAGUGUGCGCAACGCGGCCCUUCGUAUCAUGAAAACUGGUAUACUGUUGCCAAGAUUUCUCAAGUAUAGGAUCCAGCUUGGCAAGCAAAAUGGAGCUUUAAAGAUUGCUUUUAAUUACGAUGGAUAAUCUAAACUUUUCCAUCUGAACGGCACAAUUUUCAAUCUGAAAUUUCAACUCUAUAGGCGAUAUGAAAUUUUUCUAAAUGAGUCUCAGACAUGAUAUGUCCGUUCAUUUAUACCAAGCGGGUCAUAUGCCAAGGGCGAAGGACGUUAUUUCAUUUGUUAAGUUUUCCAUUCUUCAUGCACACAGACCUCAUAGUGCAGGCGGCUGUUAUCAGACAGGAUUCAUGAAAAGCGGAAACCUGAACUUUAUCGAGAGUAAAGCGUGUCCUAAAGGUCCACCCAAAGGUGGGGUCUGGUUCCAAGUGUCAGUUAAGGCUCACGAUCAAGAUGCACAGAUCUAUUUCAAUGGAGACUUGGUGACGACUAUCAAGACCCAUCAUACCCUGCAGGCUCGUGCAGGAGUUUUCACCUUCCAUGGAUACCAAAACGUGGUUCUUUUUAGAAACUUCCAAAUCGACCCUCAGCUCUACGUCUCUAAAAGAUGCGCGAGAACAGUCGAAUUUCCGGGGUAUGUCAAACUCGAUGCAGAUCACGGAAGCUGGCCGAAGGAUGGCUUUUGUCAAGUAUCGUACUUGAAUGGCUGUGGAACGGGGAACUACCAGAUAAGUGUGGACAUGUAUAACUUUAUUGGGCGAGAUGGAGUAAACUUCGGGCAUUUAGGUGUAUUUUUCAACGCUGAAGAUGGGGACAACUAUGACUUCGUGUACUUCAGGUUUGGAAUAGCUAUUUUUGUCUCAGAGAAUAGAUUAAACUGACACAAAUCUAGUUUAAUUCUCGAAUGAUUGGACUGAUCGCUCUGAAACCAGCCCUGUCUAAUCGUCUAUAGGGAAGUGGUUGCCCAUCGUUCUCUGAAAACUGCUUGACGAGGCCAAAAUGCCAUUCCAGCUCCAAAACUGCCAAAAACUGAAAUAUAAUUUGUGGGGGAGAAAAAAAUGAAAAGAAAGCUCUAUUUAUCACGAUCAAUUUGAGUGAGUAUAACUCGGCAGAGUAAUAUUCCAUAUACCAUAGUGAUUCCUUUGAGUGAGACUUAUGGGUAAAAAUGUUUUUCACGGGUAAACAAAAGAUUAUGGGAAGAAGAAGGGCCUUACACCCCAUGCUUCCUCAUCAGAGAGGACUUGAAAAGUCUGAGAAUCAGUUAAAUUCACCAUAGCUUUCAAAAACUUUUACGAUAAGCGGCUGCCGAUGGUAUUAUAAGCGGCAACACCCACGAAACCCAAAAAAACAAUGGCCCGUUCGGGGGCUGAACAGACGGCCAUAAGAGGUCUCCUAGGCGGCGGUGGACCACCAGUAUCCGACUUUACUGAAACUGGCCUUGAUUCUUAUCACGCUUCCUUUGCAGAAGCACUGACAAAAUCAGAAAUACACAUUAAGUGCGAGGGAAUGGACGGAAUAUGAAAAAAUUGCAGAAAUAUUGUGGAAACAUAAACUGAAAGACUUAAAACUAAACGUGUGUCUCGAGCGUGCAACAAAGUAAGAAGCGAUAACCUACCCGAGAAGAUUUGGAGUCCACUGGCUGAUCCGAUUUGGCUUUCGGAUGCUUUUAUUAGUCAAAAGGCUUAGAAAUUUACUUGCCUGCCUCUUCACAGAUGCAUAAAGUACUGACUAUUGCAGAGCCAUUUUAUCCCACUGUCGAUUAAGAUAUGCCAUAAUUACCUCUAAUUUUCCCUAUUUCUUUUUCUCAGGCUGCACAAUGUUCGCGGUUGUUUUCAAACAGGUUACGUUUACAAAGCCGAACCAAAGUUUGACGGAGCCAAAAGCAGUACUUGCCCUGCCGGUCCCCCCAAGGGAGCAGAGUGGUUCAGUGUCAAGGUGACCAUAUCAACAGCCCUUCCUGCAGGGAAAGUCAAUGUAUACCUUAACGACAAUCUGGUGACGUCAUGGAAUCCCCGUUAUGUUGUCAAAAGUCAUGGAGGUGUUUUGGUUGCAAAUGGUUAUAAGAAUGUGGCGUACUUCAGGAACUUCCGAAUCUUUUGAGAAAAAAAUUCAGAUGGUUCUCUGUUUCUAUCUCGAGGGAUUGUAGAUUUCUCGGGAAUUCAGUUCAAAUCGUAUGCCGGCAGGCAAGCGUUGUAGUUGUCAUUUAGAUUAAAGAAAGAGUCAUGGGC